Armigeres subalbatus is the source of this 1837-nucleotide messenger RNA. Its product is annotated as tubulin beta-1 chain. Gene Ontology annotation, biological process: microtubule cytoskeleton organization; mitotic cell cycle. The coding region runs from base 282 to 1625 and encodes 447 amino acids. The record is from RefSeq and is a predicted model, not a curated record. Gene Ontology annotation, molecular function: GTPase activity; structural constituent of cytoskeleton; GTP binding. Lineage: Eukaryota; Metazoa; Arthropoda; Insecta; Diptera; Culicidae. The transcript has 2 exons. Gene Ontology annotation, cellular component: microtubule; cytoplasm.
AGCAAAAAGCGACUAGUCCACUUCAGAGCAGCUCAUUUAGUGUGUGAUCGUCAAGGAGUACAGCUGUCUCGGCGUUCUUUGUGUCUUUCUGUGCUCUGAAGAAAGAAGCAGCAGAAAAAAUAAGAGUGAAGUGUUUUAAGAAAAAAACAGCUAAAAAGACAAGGUUUUCGCGUUUUCGUGAAAAACCCGCAAGUUUUAAAAACUCGAAUCUAAGCAGCCCUCGCCAAAGGCUACCCAGUUUUCUCAGUUUUAUUUGUUAAGAAACAAAACCCUAUUUCAAAAUGAGAGAAAUCGUCCACAUCCAAGCCGGCCAGUGCGGAAACCAAAUUGGAGCCAAGUUUUGGGAAAUCAUCUCCGACGAGCAUGGAAUCGACGCCACCGGAGCAUACCACGGCGACUCAGACCUGCAGCUGGAACGCAUCAACGUGUACUACAAUGAAGCCUCCGGCGGCAAAUACGUGCCACGCGCCGUGCUAGUCGAUCUGGAACCCGGUACCAUGGACUCCGUCCGCUCGGGACCAUUCGGACAGAUCUUCCGCCCGGACAACUUCGUCUUCGGACAGUCCGGUGCCGGUAACAACUGGGCCAAGGGACACUACACCGAGGGCGCCGAACUGGUCGAUUCAGUGUUAGAUGUCGUCCGCAAGGAAGCCGAAUCGUGCGAUUGCCUGCAGGGAUUCCAGCUGACCCACUCGCUCGGCGGUGGUACCGGUUCCGGUAUGGGCACACUGUUGAUCUCGAAAAUCCGUGAAGAAUACCCCGACAGAAUCAUGAACACAUACUCAGUUGUCCCCUCGCCAAAAGUAUCAGACACAGUCGUAGAACCCUACAACGCCACCCUCUCAGUUCACCAGCUGGUCGAAAACACCGACGAGACGUACUGUAUCGACAAUGAAGCCCUGUACGACAUCUGCUUCCGCACCCUAAAACUCACAACCCCAACCUACGGUGAUCUGAACCAUCUCGUGUCUCUAACCAUGUCUGGAGUAACCACCUGUCUGCGAUUCCCCGGUCAGCUGAAUGCCGAUCUGCGAAAACUGGCCGUCAACAUGGUUCCCUUCCCACGUCUGCACUUCUUCAUGCCAGGAUUCGCCCCACUGACCUCCCGCGGAUCGCAACAGUACCGUGCCCUGACCGUUCCAGAACUGACCCAGCAGAUGUUCGAUGCCAAGAACAUGAUGGCUGCCUGCGACCCACGACACGGACGUUACCUGACAGUCGCCGCCGUUUUCCGUGGCCGCAUGUCGAUGAAGGAAGUCGAUGAACAGAUGCUGAACAUCCAAAACAAGAACAGCAGCUACUUCGUUGAAUGGAUCCCCAACAACGUCAAGACCGCCGUCUGUGAUAUUCCUCCCCGAGGACUGAAGAUGUCCGCCACCUUCAUCGGCAACUCGACCGCCAUCCAGGAACUGUUCAAGCGUAUCUCCGAACAAUUCACCGCUAUGUUCCGUCGUAAGGCUUUCUUGCAUUGGUACACUGGCGAGGGUAUGGAUGAGAUGGAAUUCACUGAAGCCGAGAGCAACAUGAACGAUCUGGUGUCCGAAUAUCAGCAGUACCAGGAAGCCACCGCCGACGAGGAUGCUGAAUUCGACGAAGAACAGGAAGCUGAGGUUGACGAAAACUAAGCUAAUUGAGCUCUCACUCACACACACACGAACCUGCCUCUCCUCCUGUACCAAUUUCCCCCUCCCCUCAAAAAGGGAAACUCUACUCUCUCAUUCCAAACAAAUUUCCUCUAUCUGCGCCACUUCUACUAAUCCUAAAAAGUACCAUCUCAAAGAGAAUGCAACGUUCUUUUUUCGAAAAGAAAAAACGAAAAAGUAUCGAUCAGGGAGAA